Drosophila teissieri is the source of this 906-nucleotide messenger RNA. RefSeq lists its product as uncharacterized. NCBI's taxonomy places the organism in Eukaryota, Metazoa, Arthropoda, Insecta, Diptera, Drosophilidae. The record is from RefSeq and is a predicted model, not a curated record. Bases 1 to 906 code for a protein of 301 amino acids. The transcript is spliced from 4 exons.
AUGCUCGCACAUUUGAAGCACAUCUAUGCCGGUUCACUGCUGGCAGUUAGCCUGGCCAUCCUGCUGCUCCUUCAGCCGGUGGAUGCACGCUGGACCCGCAGACCCAGGCGCACCACCACGCCCAGGAGCACCACCACCAGGAGCACCACCGCCACUCCGGAUCGCCACCAGCACGUGCACCACUGGCCGCCACUGGUGGCACCACCGGCGCAGCCACAAGUAGUUGUGCCACCCAGUGAGACUAGUCCGCGUCUCGUCGAUAGCUUCGAUCAGAGAUCCCUGGAUGGGCAGUACGAGUUCAGAUAUCAGCUGGAUAAUGGCAACACACGCUAUGAGCGCGCCUACUGGCUGCCCGUGGGCAAGGAUCUCGUGCUGGCCAAGAAGGGCUACUACUCGGUGCCGCUGCCCAAUGACAAGUACUCCACGGUGUUCUACACCGCCGAUCAUCGUGGCUACCACGUGGACAGGCAGACAUUAUCCGCAGAGCAGCCGCUGCUGCCGCGCAGCCUGGAAGUGCCCGGCGUGGAGAGGAUUGUGGACUCCGGAAUGGGCUCCGGCAUAGCCACGGGUAUGGGUACGGGUAUGGGUACGGGUUCGGGUACGGGGACUAAGCGAAAUUCAAUAAGCGACCCGGAGCGUAACGAGCUGCCUGUGGAAGUGGAUGCGGAUGCGGAUGAGGACGUAGAUGCGGAUGUGGAUGUGGAUGUGGACGCAAGUGACGCUGCCACCGAGCUGGUUCCUAACGCUGUAAACCAAGUCGAAACCGAAACCGAGCCAUCAACUUUGGCCAACGACAUUUUGGCAACUGAAACACCAGCCGACAGCCAUGAUGAUGAUCACGAUGAUGGCGAUGACGAUGGUGAUGGCGAUGAGGAUGUUGCUGAUGAUGAAGGCGCCUCAAACUGA